UCAGCUGCUCUCACCUCCGGGGGCAGCGUCCUUCCGUUCAGGUGAGUCUGGAGUUUACCUGCUGCUGCAGGUCGAGUCCCGGGAAACCUCUGAAGCCAAAGCUCCGAGUCUCUGCACCGCGCGACGACGCGAGGGGGAUUAAAAGCUCAGCUUAAAGCAGAGGAGAAUCGUCUGCUUUAGUCAGAGGUCAGCGUGGGAACAGCUGGCACACAGCGUGGACGCGGGGAGUUGGUGUCGUGCCUUGCGUAAAAUGCGCGCUGGAGAGGGAGGCGAGCGGAGGAGAGGGACGGCGAGAGCCGAGGGAGAGCGGAACGCUUCGUGAAAGAAGGGGAGAGGAACUGUUGAUGGUUUUUCUUUCCCUCGGAUUGGUUGUUGAGAGGACAGUAGCGGAAUCUCCACGCCGGGUUUCUGCUGGAAACGACCCGCUUUCAAAGUGUUUCCGGUGAACUCCGACGCACCGCUGGCCCCUGAAACAGGUUCCAGAAAGUCUCAUCCUCACCAAAGCCACCAGGAAGCGACGAGGCACGGAGUUCAGAAGUCACAGUGGUGGAAUUCUACUUUUAAUUAAAGGUCUGAAACGCCGCCUGGAAGAGUGUUUCUGCCAUUAUUGAGACCCGAAUAAAGGACCACAUUAAAGCCAAUUUUACUCAAAAUAACUCGCCAGGAGGGAGAGGAGGGAACCGAAGACACAGUAGGGCAGAUGGCUUUCGUGCUCCAAAACAUCAACGGCUGGAUGAAUAAAACAUUUGAAGAGGGAAAGAUUCGUGACAUCUGGAAGUGAGGAACUUUUAUUUUGCUUGCUCCCCACACCACUCCGCUCGCCGUCCUCACGUUUCUGUCCCUCUGUGGACUCAGGAGUUCAGCCGGUCAGUCAAACAGACAGAAACAAGCCUGCUCUCCGACUUGUUUCUCCUUUUUAUUCUUUGUUCCACCUUGCUGUACCCCGCGCGACGCUUCGCCCCAUUCUGCUCCCAUCUUCUCCGCCAUCCGGCUCUCCGUCUCCAGCUUGGCGUGUGAUGGUGCGUCCCCUCCUCUCGGCCCUGGAGACAUGCCUGUACAGGAGAUGGCGGUGAGUCCUGUCAAGUCCCUGCACUGGGAGCAAUUCCCCCCCAUGUCGCAGCGCCGUGUCUACUGCACGCCUGUCUACCACGAGGGCCUGCUCUACGUGCUUGGGGGCUGCAGCGACACCGGCACACCCCUGGACAGUGUGGAAGUUCUGGAUGUUGAGAGCCAGACGUGGAGCCAGCUGCCCCCGCUCCCCACUGCGCGGGCGGGGGCUUCGGCCGUGGCUCUUGGGGGACAGGUGAUGGUGCUCGGAGGAAUGAACCAGCAACAGACCCCGCUGGCCUCUGUGGAAAUGUACCACCCAGACGAGGGCAAGUGGGAGACGAAGGCCAGUCUAGGUCAGCCUUCCAUGGGAGUCACCGCCGUGGAGAGAGGUAAGGCGGUGGAAUCAGUGUUUGAGACGUUAAAUGCAGCUGCUCUCUUCUGAGAAGUUGUAGGAGUUGCUUUUAUGAUUUUCGAGAUGUUAACUUUGAAUAAAAGUCUGCUGACUUUUAAAAUCAUAGUAUUGUAUUUUUGAAAGAGUAAUAAGUGAAUGAUAGCUUUGGAAAUCUUAGAACUGCCUUGACACCCGAUUAUUGGGAGGGAACUUAAGAUAAUCUUAAGAUAUUUUCCUGCUGUGUGUGGUGUGUUAGGAGUGAUCUUAUCCGCUCUGAAAGAUGUCGGGACCGCUCUGAUCUAAAAUCAAGAUCUACAAUAAGAUAUUCAACAUGUUGGAUUGUCUUGGUCCGAUAUCGCAGUAUGUAUGGUGUCCUCCCAGGGACAAACAAUAACACUACUUGUUGAGUCUAACAUGUAGCCAAUUAUAAAGCGAGGUGGCAGAAACAUGGAGGGGAAUUCUAAAUAAAGAAGACAAAACAUCUGGCAUGACG
Molecule: messenger RNA, 1934 nt
Organism: Poecilia latipinna (sailfin molly)
Lineage: Eukaryota; Metazoa; Chordata; Actinopteri; Cyprinodontiformes; Poeciliidae
Product: kelch domain-containing protein 8B
Exons: 4
Coding region: 1049-1492 (147 amino acids)
Biological process (GO): nuclear chromosome segregation; mitotic cytokinetic process; mitotic nuclear division
Cellular component (GO): cellularization cleavage furrow; midbody; intercellular bridge
Molecular function (GO): protein binding
Source: RefSeq, a predicted model, not a curated record